UGACCUUCACCUAUACAUUUUCCCGGGAAAUUUAGAAAUAAACACAACAACAAUGUACCUCUUUUAUCACUAAAUCACUCUGUUUUAGCAAAUGUAUAUUGUACAAAAUUUUGACAAAAUUUUCAUAAACUAUUGAAGCAUCAGAAUGGAGAAUUUUAGACUUAUGGAUCCAGCAGAAGUUGAGUUUUUAGCUGAAAAAGAAAUGGUCCAAAUUGUACCAAAUUUUUCUCAGGACAUCAUUUAUUUGAUUGGUGGUGAGAUAGGACCUUUUAAUCCCAGUCUGCCUGUUGAUGUACCACUAUGGCUUGCAGUAAACUUGAAGGAGAGGCAGAAAUGUAGAAUUAAUGCACCACAGUGGAUGGAUAUAGAACAACUUGAAGCCAAAAAAGAAGAAGAAACAGAAGCCCAAUUCUUCACAGAAAUGCCCAGUCCUCAUUAUAUGGAGGUCACGCAAUUGUUACUGAAAUGUGCGCCUGAGAUCCCUAGGGCCGAUGAAAUGAGGACACUGGUGAAAGAUAUCUGGGAUCUACGGAUGGCUAAAUUCAGACGGAGUAUAGAUCUUCUUGUAAAAAGUGACCACACACAUGCAAAGGUGAAUCAUCUUACCUUGAUGGAGAUAAACACAAUGCGACCCUUUCUUACUAAAGCUUUGGACCAGAUACACAGUCUAAGAACUAACACCCAAAGUGCAGGAUAUAUUGCACCUCAAUGA
Messenger RNA from Owenia fusiformis, 712 nucleotides. NCBI's taxonomy places the organism in Eukaryota, Metazoa, Annelida, Polychaeta, Sabellida, Oweniidae. The record is from the annotation of a GenBank genome assembly.